This is a messenger RNA of Salvelinus fontinalis (brook trout), 1537 nucleotides long. RefSeq names its product protein amnionless-like. The transcript has a single exon. The coding region runs from base 1 to 1437 and encodes 478 amino acids. Gene Ontology annotation, biological process: intracellular protein localization; receptor-mediated endocytosis. Lineage: Eukaryota; Metazoa; Chordata; Actinopteri; Salmoniformes; Salmonidae. Gene Ontology annotation, cellular component: endocytic vesicle; apical plasma membrane. The record is from RefSeq and is a predicted model, not a curated record.
AUGCCAAAAACACCAGCCGUGUUUCUUCUCCUCGGUCUCUGUCUGUUCGGGGCAGCUGACGCCCUGUACAAGCAGUGGAUACCCGACACUAACUAUGAAAACCAGACCAACUGGGACAAAGGGUCCGUGCCCUGCGGUAACGACAUAGUGCAGUUCUCGGCUCAGAGGAAAGUGUCCGUGUAUGUGGAGACGGUCCACUCCGUCCAGGAGAUGCGGCUACCGGUGGACGGAGAGUUCAUCCUUCCCUCGGGGGGCGGCUUCACGGUCAGUAAUGGAGAGGACCCCGGUUGCGGGGCGGGCGUCACCGCCCAGUUCAAAGAUGCAGAGUCUCUGCAGUGGUUCGACCCAGCGCUGUGGCAGGCGGCAGAGUCUUUAGACGACCUGAAGAAAGGUCGCUUCCUGUUCUCGGUACACGAGGAGAGCGUACCCUGCCAGUAUGACAACGUGUUGUUCCGCGCUGGCUCCUCGUUCCGCGUGGACACCACCUCCAACCAGCCCAGCGUCCCUGUCCAGAGUGUGUCCGUUCUGGGGAAGACGUUCAGCAGCAGCUCGGAGUUCACCCAUUAUCUGGGGUCACACUCUGGCCGGCUGCAGUUCCACGGAACCUCAUCCCCCAGCGUCGGGGCUUCUGGCUGCAGUGAUGCCUCUGGCUGCGACUGUGGGAACUCUGCGAAUCACAACAGGAUCUGUGGCACCGUGACAUGCGCUCCUAUGAGCUGUAAGAAGCCACUGUACCCCACAGGACACUGCUGCGAAGUGUGCGGCGCCAUCGUCACCAUCCAGUAUUCCUCAGGCUUCAACAUUGAGUCUUAUCGGAAUCGACUGCAGCACCUCUUCCUUGGUCUGCCCUCGUACCAGUCCAUUCAGCUAGGCAUGUCCAAGGUGCUCAAAUCUCAGUAUUUCCUCGGGGUGAUCCCACGUGUGGCUGCAGCCGAGAUCCAAAUCGUGCUCCUGGAUGGGGAGUCUGGUGCGGUGGCAGAGGCCCUGGCUCGGGACAUAUUGAAGGACGUCCAAGCCCAAGGCUCAAACCUGGGCAUAACCGGGUCUGAGUUCCAGGCCUCUUCUGGGGCCACCAGUGGUGACGGGGCAGGGGACAAAGCAGGAGUUGUGGUGGGAGCCGUGUUCGGGGUCCUGAUAGUAGUCGCUGGUCUUCCCCUCCUGGCUGUCCUCUUCCGCAGAGGCGUCAUAAAAAUGCCAACCAUGCCCACCAUCUCCAUCCCUUCUCUGAGCAGCUUAAGGAGAAGCCAGGAGGAGAUAGGGGACUUCACGGACCACGGCUUUGAAAACCCCAUCUUCGACAAGCCCACCAUGAUGCCCGAAGUACCAGGUAUCUAUGGGACUGAAGCCGCCAACUCUAUCUCCCUGACGUCGUCAGGUGUGCAUUUUGUUAAUCCCGCGUAUGAUGAGAACGAGACCUCAAUCGAUUUCACUGCCUGAGACUGUGUGUCAUGGUAUCUGUAAAUAUUUUGUGCACAUUCUUAUGAGAAUAAUUUCUUAUGUGUUGUAAUGUAUCUGAAAUGUAAAAAUAAUAUGUUUC